This is a messenger RNA of Fukomys damarensis (Damara mole-rat), 2154 nucleotides long. It is a transcript of the gene Tbx1, whose product is annotated as T-box transcription factor 1. Gene Ontology annotation, biological process: positive regulation of DNA-templated transcription; regulation of transcription by RNA polymerase II; cell fate specification. Gene Ontology annotation, cellular component: nucleus. Lineage: Eukaryota; Metazoa; Chordata; Mammalia; Rodentia; Bathyergidae. The coding region runs from base 1657 to 2154 and encodes 165 amino acids. The transcript is spliced from 4 exons. The record is from RefSeq and is a predicted model, not a curated record. Gene Ontology annotation, molecular function: DNA-binding transcription factor activity, RNA polymerase II-specific; RNA polymerase II cis-regulatory region sequence-specific DNA binding.
GGACGGCGCGGGCGGCGGAGAGUAGCCCCGGGACAGACCUGCCGGACCUACAGCCCCAAGACGCGGCAAGGGGAAGCAACCAGCUCGGAGUGCGCUGAUCUGGGGCUCGCGACCGAGGUGCUCGUGCUCGGCCGCUCAGCUCGUUCCCAGUAGGUCCCAGCUCAAAGGAAAAUCCUGUUUGAGUUCCUGAGUUCAUUCUACGCGGGCAAGAUAAAGAGCAGAAGCUGAGCGAUUGUCUGAACGAUUUUAGGAAAGAAUUAAGAUUCAGUGGGUUUAGUUCAGUGGGAUUUGCUACCCUGUUUGCUCAGGCCUAAAUUUCGAGUGAUCGUGGGCCCUGGCUCUGCGCAAGCCGGCCAGCCUUCCAGUUAGCCUGUAUUUGCUUUAAUGUCCGAGAGAAGGGGAACAAGUUUUGCAGAUGCACCCGAUUUGACCAGCAGACAAAGGCUGGUGCAGGGCUGUGUCUAAUGUACACACCAGCUCCAUGUCCGCGCAGCCAAGGGGAGCUCAGGGCCUGUUUGCAAAGCUUUCUCUCGGUUUCUGUUUCCCUGCCAUGCCAUCCUCCUUGGGGAACCUGGGGCCUGUCCUGUCUCCUGUUCCUUGCGUGGAUUUCUUCCAGGCUGUCUUUGCUGUCCUUAUGUGCACGGGCCCUCCUGAAGACAGUGGCCAAGCUUCGGGUCCAGGCCUGCCCAGCAAGGGUCCUGUGGAUGGCCAGCUUUUACCUUAAGAUCGUUUUUUCCGCAGUGCCCUUCAGCCUGCAGACGCUCUGGUGGGGAUUGCAGGAGCCCUGUACUGGGAGACUGGCUUCCGGCAUGUUUUCUGCCCACUGCCCGCAGGGAACUGCUUGUGAAGGGAGAGAGUGGGAAGGGCAAAGAGGGAGCCAAGCCUUGUGCUGUCCUCCAGGGCCCAGGGGCUAGCGCUGCGGUGCCAUCAGCCGAGGGCAGCUUCAGCAGACAGCCCAUCCAGGAGCUGCAGAAUAUCCUUUGAAGAGCCCUGGUUGCUGAUUAAGUUGGGGUCCAGAGCAGAGGGUGGGGAACCGUUAAGGCAUAAUCCAAGUCUGCCCUGGGCAGCAGCGCGUUGGAGUUAGGCUCCUUGGGGGAAGCGGGUGCUUCCAAUAUAGAGGCUCCAAAAUUCAGGCCGGAACCUGGGAGUCGGGGACUGUGGGCUUCUGAGGUGUCAGCCUUGCUGGAGGGAUUGGGAAAUAGUGCAGGCCCAACUGAAAGGGCAAUGGGAACUCCUCUGAAUUACUCGGACUACCUGGUUUCACUUUGUUGGAGCCGGGAGCCUGUCAGAUCAAACUAGGGAGGCUCUGCCGAGUGCUGAGAAACUGGGGGACCCGCAUCUUAGGGAUCCUGCUGCCAGCCAAGGCUAGUUCUGAGAUGACGUGGAAUCCGCAGGGUAAGGCAGGUCCACAAAAACACUGGUGGCCGAUUAGGAGUCCAAAGCACAGUUUUAGUGCUUCGGGAAAGGACCGAGGGCCUGUCCUACCGCACCAUUCAGUCGCAGCCAGGCACGGGGCCUAUUCAGGUUAGAGCAGUGGGUGGAACGCAGCAGCCAGAAGGGAGACCCUGUGAGAGGCUGCUAGUCCUGGGUAAGUCAUAGUAGGGCAUCCUGCCCUCCUCCCCUGAGGUGACUGGAGGCUCUGCCACCCCCAGGCGGAUGUUCCCCACGUUCCAAGUGAAGCUCUUCGGCAUGGACCCCAUGGCCGACUAUAUGCUGCUUAUGGACUUCGUGCCGGUGGAUGACAAACGGUACCGGUACGCCUUCCACAGCUCCUCCUGGCUGGUGGCCGGCAAGGCAGACCCUGCCACUCCGGGCCGCGUGCACUACCACCCAGACUCGCCGGCCAAGGGUGCACAGUGGAUGAAGCAAAUAGUGUCCUUUGACAAGCUCAAGCUGACCAACAACUUGCUGGAUGACAACGGCCACAUUAUUCUCAACUCCAUGCACAGAUACCAGCCCCGCUUCCACGUGGUCUAUGUGGAUCCACGCAAAGACAGCGAGAAGUACGCAGAAGAGAACUUCAAAACCUUCGUGUUUGAGGAGACGCGCUUCACCGCGGUUACUGCCUACCAGAACCACCGGAUCACGCAGCUGAAGAUUGCCAGCAACCCUUUCGCCAAAGGCUUCCGGGACUGCGACCCUGAGGACUGGUGA